UGAGAGGUAAACAGUAAGUUUACGAUGGAAAUUCGAGGUUCAUAUGAGUGUUAGCGUUAAUGGAAACACAAAGUGUAUUUGUUCUGGCCACUGUUCUCUCCAUGCGUGACAAAUUCUGUUAUCCUUGUUGUACUCGGUGUCGUAAAAAAGUCCACACUCGAGAGAAUGAAUUGACAUUCUGGUGUGAACGAUGCCGGGAGAUGUACAGGACAGAAAGUGUUCAAUAUCGAUACAGGAUCAGUGUUAUGGCGGCAGACAGAACACAGCUGGGGCAGGUCACAGUGUUCGGAAGCUGUCUGGACAGGUUUUUUGGCACAACUGCGACAAGCUUCAUGAGGCUGGUGACCAGCUUAUCCACUGUACCUUCUACCAUCCCAUGGAGUCGUGUCGUGUACCAAGCCAUGGAACAAUGCUUUGUGGGGUCUUUAUUGCACUUCGGCUUCAGGGUUUCUCCACCCUGCAGGAGAGGUUCAAAAAUUUCUCACAGCUCUCCAGUUAACCUCAAGAACAUUGUCAGAAGGAUACCAAAACCAGACAAAACCAGCCACCAGGCAGGAGAGCUUCCCAGCCUCUUAGCCUGUCAGGUGCUACCCUCGUCAGAACAGAGCCCCACCGUGAUGCAAAUAUUGAAGGAGUAUGAAAACGAGUUAAAAAGAAUUACCACUACCCCUCACCCAUUAAGUCCAAUACCCUCUCAGCACUCUCUAUUGCUGGACUCUCAAACAAGUUACAAACUUCCAGAGUGCUUUUCAUCCAACAAGAGGGCAUCAUCCAUUUACUGCUCACCGCAUGAGUUUGGCUCCAUGAACGCACCUCUGGUACUCACUGGCUUCUCUCAAUCUCCCUCUGACAGUGCUCCAACAUCUGACAGUGGGCGUGCAACCAACAACAAGGAGAGAAGGAAAUUACAACGACCCUUGUCAGGGGAAAUUGGUUCAUCUUUAACUCUUAACGACAAAGGCAACGGAAAAAAACUGCACAUCUCUAAUCAGAUGCAGUCAGGUACCCCAGGAAUCUUGCUUAACACAAAUCCCAAUGAAGACCUAAGAGAUCUCCAUCUCUCGGCGGGAUGGCAGGAGUAUGACGACUUUCCAUCAUCGGAGGAUCUGAGCGCAUUCUUAGCUGAUUUGGAAAAGGACGAUCGACAGUCGCUGCAAGCCCUAAACUCCGAGAAACCCGCUAGUCUUUUACAAUCCUUGUAUCCAGAUGCAACGUUUGGAGAGGUAGUAAAUGAGUGUUGCUUGCUUGAUUCUUCACGCUCAAGAGAUUACAGAGAAUUCACUGAUUUCCCUUCCUCUGAGGAUUUGGACGUAUUUUUGGCUGAUAUGGAGCUCGACUAUGGAAGUGUGCUAAUUCGGAAACCUUUAACACCAAAAAUAACCACGGUAUCUACCGCGCAAAGAGAUGAUAUAGUAUCGUCAAGGGCGGAUCAUUCGCCCUGCUUGGAUGACACCGCUUACAGCUCUGAAGCUUCAGAUUCGCAAUUUUUGCGAGAUUGUGAAACUGUUUUCGCCGAGUUGACGGGAAACAACAGUACUGAGAACGUCAGAGUGGAAAGUAAAUCUGUUUGUGUUUUGCCUGAAAGCCUAAUCCCGAACAAAGGACGAGAACAAAACCACGCUGAAGAAACUGGUGAAUAUGACAUCAAUCGUACCACACCUGGGAGGUUUCAACAUAAGAAUAAAACACAUGACCGUAUUACCUUGACCGACCUAAAAGUCAAUCAAACCAGCAACGGAAAGUGUAUAUCUUCUGAGCACUGUGGUUACAGUGAUGUGUCGAUGUCAAAUGAUAGUUGUGACAUUUUUUCCACUGUAUCUUUGACUCCUGAUUUAUUUACUCAGUCGCUCUGUUCCUCAGAGCGUGGAUCUGGGACACCAGAUCUCUCCUCGAGUCCAACACGAAAAGUGGUCAAAUUUCAUUCUCGGUGCGCGAACCACAACAUGACACCUAACUCGUCUUCAUUUGAAGGAGGUUUCAGGGAUUGCACCAACUCGUGCAGUGUGCACGAGCUGAAUUCCAUGUCUCUGUUCUCGAGUUCUGACACUUCUUUUAUUUCACCUGUUUCUUCACCUUUGCGCCGCACCGGUCAAGGAGCCUCGUGUCCAAGUUCAGCUCAAGGAAACGAGGCUGCCUCGCUGCCGAACGUAGGACACGCUGAUGUUGGAAACGACUUCGACACGGAUUCGGUGGCUGCUAGUUUCCAUUCAACGCCUUACAAUGUUUUUAAUAACUCCAAACUAGUAAGGAAAUCAUGGAGUACAAUUCAAGUCUCUCCGUUGUCAUCCAACUCGGGAUCAAAAUCCCGUCGUGAUGUCAAUUGCCAAGGGACACCAGUCCUCUUCUCGCAGGUCUCCAACAGCAGUUUCUGAAAUGUAAAAUUACUCACAGGAUUCAUGCAUAGAUUUCAUGCGUAAAUAUCUCAUGAAAACAUUCCUAUUAGAAAUGGAAAACCAAAACGAGCGUAAUCACAAAACCAAACUAUAAAGCGUGGGAAAACGCGGCUGGCCAAUUAGAGAUUCGUUCUGACGAAGAGCUAACGCUCGAAACGUCAGCUUUUUACGGUGGCCAAUUUACAA
This is a messenger RNA of Stylophora pistillata, 2579 nucleotides long. RefSeq lists its product as uncharacterized. The record is from RefSeq and is a predicted model, not a curated record. NCBI's taxonomy places the organism in Eukaryota, Metazoa, Cnidaria, Anthozoa, Scleractinia, Pocilloporidae. Gene Ontology annotation, biological process: negative regulation of intrinsic apoptotic signaling pathway in response to DNA damage. Gene Ontology annotation, cellular component: cytoplasm; nucleus.